Messenger RNA from Monascus purpureus, 4572 nucleotides. The record is from the annotation of a GenBank genome assembly. Lineage: Eukaryota; Fungi; Ascomycota; Eurotiomycetes; Eurotiales; Aspergillaceae.
CGAGCGAGUGCCGACAGUGGACUACCUUAGGUAGUAACUUCUAAGUACACCGGUAUACACCCUAUUCCUAGUCCAGGGUUCGCGGUAAUCCUGCUGCAAUGCCGUCUCCCGGCUCCUUCAAGGGACCAUGGCUGCUACUGUCAUUAUUAUUGUCAGCUCACACGGAUCUCCCCUGUAGCCAUGGACUAACUGCCUUCACAUCACGGCAAUCUUGUAGCGGGGCCGCCGCGCGGUUACAUCCCUCUCUCCCAGCGCCUCUCCGAAGCCUGCCGAUGGUCUCGCACUUAAUUUUUUUUUUAAUAACAAGAUCAUAAAUAUUAUCUCAAAUCCCAAGGCUCUUCUUCUUGAGAUCGGGCAGGGGCCAUAUCUGUUUUAAUUAACCUCCUACUCUAGCUUCGCCUUCUAGGAACUUCUUCAUUCUUCCCCCCUUCUCUUUACUUUCUUUUUCCAACUUUAUCCAACGCUUUUUCCUUUCCUUUUCUUUAUAUUAUAAUCCACAGAAAAGAGAAUGCCCAUGCUCUUGCUCCACCUCCUCUAUCGCUCUGCAUAAUUCACCGGUUCCGUUCCGCCACGGCCAUUCUUCCAUAUACGCCUGCCCGUGCUUCACUGGACGCCCUCCGGGAAAGGCUGCAUGGGGAUGGGGAGUAAUCAGUCAGGGGCCGCCUUAUCUACACCGUCAUCAUCAGCCUGUGCUCUCUGUUCAGUCGGCAGUCUGUGUACGAUUGCGUGGGAUUUUUAUUGAGCCAAGUGGUAGAUCUGUUUGAUAUUCGCCCCACGCCCUCGAGGGAGGCGAUGGGGAAGAAGAGACGGAGGACUAUCCCUUCAUUUCGCUCGUCGCUUCGUUCUAUCCCAGAAUUCGUCCCUGUUGAAUCCAGCAGAAAGGGUGAAAACAAAAAGUAAUUGCUUUCAUUGAGAGGGAAGGAAAGCCAUUCGAAGAUAGCGCGAUUCCUUCCAACAAAAAGUUUGCAUCGUUCAUACCGCUUGUGCUUCAAACUUGCCUCAAAAAGGAAAGAAAGAAAGAAAGAAAAACAAAACGAAAAAAAAAAGGAAGACAUCGUCUGAAUACCCUUCCCCGCCUGCCACCUCACAUCCAACCGCCAAACAAAUGUCCGCUCAAUCUACCGGGACUUUCGGGGGGUGCCCUCCUUAUCAGCUUCCGCCACCUCGCGCGUCUGCUGCCUCUCUGCCCCUAGGGACGAAACCCUUCCUCUCCUACUACGCACCCGCAGAGCGCAGCGAUUCUCCAUCAGCGCCGCAUUCCAACGAUAUCCGAUCCUCCGCCACCAGAAAUGAACCCUUACCUUCAGUCAGCCAGCUGCUCACACAUACAUCUUCCCCGAGCCCUCCACUUCACUACCCCCCGCCCUUCGAACCCUCUCCUCCCAGGGACUUCCCACAACCCGCUCACCACCACGAUCAUGGCCUUAGUAUCAAGUUGUCUCGAGCCUUCAUAUUCGGGGACUCAACCUCGCCGCAGAAAUCCCGCCCGCGUCGCCAGUCUGGGGGUUCGCCUCUGCUGUCGGACGCUGCUCUCCAAGACUCGGGGGCUAAAUCGCGGCCGCUCUCUGCAACUAACCUGAGUACAUUAUCAUGGAUUUCUCACGAGGGUUCGCAUCUCUAUUUCAGUAAUGAACAUCAUGAGGGAGAGCAGAAUACGGGCAUCUCGCAGUCUAGUAAUGCCGACUCCGGGUUAGCAACCGGCAAUCACACCCAGAAGAAACCUCCAAUCCGGCCUCAUGUGGUCGAUGAGAGAUACAUAGAGGGAGAAGGUUUGUGCUACAUAUACGCUGACGGCUCGCAUUGCCCCAAGUCUAUCGACGGAAUGCCAGUCAACGCCAAUUGGGGAAUCACAAAGGCUGGCAAGCCCAGGAAGCGCCUGGCCCAGGCCUGUUUGACCUGCAGAGAGAAGAAAAUCAAGUGCCAACCGAAUCUUCCCAGAUGUGACCAGUGUCAGAAGUCCGGAAGAGAUUGCAGGUUUGAGAACGCACCUCGGGGUCACCGAGCCGUGAAGGUGUCCCAUCAGGCUGGGCAAACGAGCAGGUCGGAUGCAAAAGAUAGUCGCUCUUCAUUCUCCAACAGCCAUUCGGUGCCUCCCAAUCCCUUCCAUUCCGUGAAUAGAACCUCGAACAGCCCAACAUCUAUUCCGAGUGGGCCAUCUCCCAUAUCCGAGUCGUCCAUAUUCACAUCAUCUGCACCAGACGGUGUCCAUGAAGGUGCCCCGGAUGGGGAAAUAGGACACAAGGCGGGAUUGAAAGGGUCUAACCGGUCCUCCCUGGAACUUCCCCAGCAUCAAGUUGAAAGCAUCGGGUCCUAUGCGUCGCCGGACUUCGCAGAGCUUCUGAUGGAAGUGAAGCACUUGGAUCGUGACGAUCCGCUCACCUGCGAUUGGAACACGGAUCCAUAUGAGGCAGAUCCCGAAUUGACAACUCAUUAUAUCGAGACAUACUUCAAUUAUGUCAACGAUACACUAUACUACAUGCUCCCGCGUGGCCGAUUCUUCCUGUGGUUGAAUUCCUCUCGGACGAAAUCGCUUGCCGACAAAAUGCUGCUUUAUUCGAUGAUGACGCUGGGCUCUGUCUUCUCCAACCGUCCAGAUAAAUUGACGGCCCUGAAAAGAUAUUCCCGGACUGCGCGCUACGCCAUUGAACACAGCCAGCAUCUUUUCACCUUACAGCUAGCCCAGAGCCGUAUCAUCUUAAGUCUAUGGUACUAUGCCAUAGGUGCCUUGGUCAAAUCCUGGGAUUCGAUCGGUGGAGCAGUACGGACAGUCUGCGGGCUAUGCUAUAAUAUCGAGUCUGGGGGCGUGACUGCUGGCCAGACUCAGGUUUGCGAGUAUGGAUUACAUCCUCAAGCGCUGCUGGAGUGCCGUCGGCGAACCUUUUGGGUUGCUUUCUUAGUGGAACGCCUUACGACUCUGUACGCUCCGUCAUCCGUCUUCAUUCCGUCUCAAACCGCCCUGUUGAGAUUACCGUGCCGGGAAGACAUAUAUGAAGCACAGGAAUACGGAACGGUGCCGUAUUUCCAGGACUUUUUAAAUAAGGAGGCAUCGUCGAUAAAGGAAGGAGAUGUUUCAGGGCUCAGCUUCAUGGCCUUUUUAAUAAGCAUUGUGACACUCUGGAGUGACGUGUCGCAGCACAUCUUCUACUCACCUCACAUUCCAGCAGAUGCCUAUGCAAGAAUUUUCAAGGAGUUCCAUACGACAAUCGUCUGGCGUGCGGGAGAAUGGACGAUGAAACUUCCCGAGAACUUGACAUUUACAACGGAAAAUCUGGAGAGAAGCAUCCGCAUGAGGAAAGGGGAUGCUUUCAUUUCAGUCCAUCUGUUGUACCACGUUACUUUAAUGAAGCUCAACAGAUAUGUUCGGUAUCGAAACCUCCCAUCCGGAACAGUCGAUCAAUACAUCCAUAAUGCCCAACACCACGCCGCGGAGAUCCUGCGCAUCUGCGUCUCUCUAGCCCGUUGCACAGCUGACCAUCGCUCUCGCCCUGCGCGAUCUUCCCACAGUGAGCCGUUCCUCUCCCUGAAAGCAGCACAUCUGAAUCCAUUCCUCGGUUACAUCAUCCUUACUGCCGUGGACGCUGUCAGCGCUGCCGGUCUAAUGACCGACCUACGGGACUGCAUUGCGCUCCUUCAGGGUGGUCUGGACACGAUCAAAGAACUCGGUCACUACUGGGGCAGUUCGUUGCAGCUCGCCUCCCACAUCGAAGCCCGGAUUGAUCUCAUGGCUGACUGUCUCCGCCAUGAUACCGGUAAAGCGGGCUGGAUUCUGGAUGGAACGCCUCUACAUACGCGUGUGCGUGUCGGCAACGCGGCCCAGAGACAGAAUCCCACCGGGGGGGCAAUUAACCAGGAUCUGCUGUAUGGAGGGUUGCCUCGUGAACGACUCUUUCGGGCUCUGGGCCUUCCAGGUGUUUCUGAGGAUGACAUUCUCUGCAUAAGUGAUGGUUCUCAUGAUUCACCCGUCUUGUCCAGCAAUGGAUUGAAAUAACUCUGACAUGGUCCAUUAUCAAUCUCAAAACCACCUUAUUAACGUUCAGAUUACCAAGUUUUGGCUGGAUCGAUCCAGCCUCUGAAAUCUGCACUGAAAGAUCUUUCGCUGGUACCUGACUUAUCGAAGUCCUGUUUGGUCAGUUUUCUUCUCGGAUCGAAUAAAUUUUCUUCCCAAAGGGAGGGUUACUCUGGCCGACCACUAGCAACGCCGUCAUUUGGCCCAUUAACAGCUGCAGAAGAUUGCAAGUUGUCUCUGAUUCUGUCGGACAUCAUUACCUAGGAUUUUCCUGGGCCCCGAUAAAUCAAGCUCUUUCUCACGCUUCAAGUAUCUAAGUGACUGACCGAAGAUGAUCGCCCUUGAAUAUCCUUUCGCGGGCUCUUAUUGAGAAGAGUAUCGCCAUCUGGAGCAAACCAUCUGCAACGAACCAACAGGUAUAAGCUCAUUUUGGUGGAAAGGAUCAUAACCACGUCUUAACAAAUGAAGAGACGAGUUAGCCUACCUCCACCUACUAUUCUGAAUCCCGCUGAGCCUACCGCUCUUUGGAAUGAUAUUUCAUAUCUGGACCCUAUUUCAUAGGAUAA